This is a messenger RNA of Penaeus chinensis, 2726 nucleotides long. RefSeq lists its product as uncharacterized. Gene Ontology annotation, molecular function: serine-type endopeptidase activity. Lineage: Eukaryota; Metazoa; Arthropoda; Malacostraca; Decapoda; Penaeidae. The transcript is spliced from 11 exons. Gene Ontology annotation, biological process: proteolysis. The coding region runs from base 11 to 2290 and encodes 759 amino acids. The record is from RefSeq and is a predicted model, not a curated record.
UCAGGACUUGAUGAAUGACUGUCAGCGGCUGAGUGAGCGGGGCGAGUGUGAUAUCAACCCGGCUUUUAUGAAUGUCAAUUGUCCAAACAGCUGCAAGACUUGUCCUCCUGCACGACCCGAAGACUGUGUUGACCGCCACGACACCUGCUUCCUGGGUUCUCUGCUGGGCCUCUGCAGGACGCGGCCUUCCUUCUACCUCAUCUUCUGUGGCGACUCCUGCAGGAAGUUCAUACCGGCUUGUGGAGGCGUUCCGCCAAGUCUGAUCGGGGAAGUGUGUCGCGCUCGCUCCGGCGGGGAUGAUUUUGACUGUGGUAAGGACCCUACGCUACAAAACGUACUUCGAAGUGAACCGCCUUCCUCCAAGGAAACCAACGCAGCAUCAGCUUUACUCAGAGACCUCGCAAGCAAUAUCAGAGUUACCAGGCCGUCAGCGUUUCGCGUAGAAGGUCGAGCUCAGUGCGAUAUUGUAGUGGGAACAAGUAUACCAAGUGUUGCUGAAAUGAUGAUGCCUGAAGUCAUGAAUUCAAACACAACAGACAUAAGAUUGGAGGCGCGCCAAGUCGGCGGCCUUCCCUUGAGUCAUGGACUAAAAGUGAUACGACAUAUUCUGCAAAUGGUGCUAUCGAGAAAUCAGAAAGAGAAGAUAAACGUAAGUGAAUACGCGAAGGCCGUCAAUACUGGCAUCAAACACAGAAUCCGCAGGCAAGCGACAGAUCCUGCCUGCAGUAACAUGACCAUGAUGGACGUUUGUCUGACGACCGUUCGUCUGGGAGGCGUCUUGUCGUUCAACGUCUGCGAAGCAAUGCUCUUCACCCUGCCUCUGCUCGUUGCCAUACCCGUGGCCUUCGGUAUAGCCAGUGUUCUAUCGCCUUCCGUGUCGCCCCCUCCUAUUUCACCUCCUCCCACUCCUUCUCCUCUUCGAGACAUCCCCUCCCCUUUUCUUACCCCCCCUCCUUCUCCUCCGUCUCCGCCUCCCUCGCCACCCUCCCCUCCAGCCCCCCCUCCGCUGCCGCCUCCUCCGGAAGCGGUCCGAGCUAUCAUCCCCUUCUGCUCCGGCUCCGGCUACCUGGAUCUCGUGCAGCGGCUGCGAAAGCUCGUCGGCCGCAACAACGGGCGUCCCUUGAAUCCAGUGGCCGCGUCCCUCGCCGUCGCCGUCAACUAUUGCAAGUUCGGUUUAGGAGUGCGUCCCGUCGUGCCUCCCGCGCCGUCCUCUCCCGCCGUUGCCCGCUCUUAUAUCAGUAACGGCAACGCCCAGCCGCCCAUCUUUCUGGACGACCAAGAGGCCCAAGUGGCUAAAACGCCUCCCAAGCGAUGGCCAGGGAUUAGUCAUCCUUCCCUCCACUUCUUCCAAGGGACCAACAGACCACCCCCACCCCCUUCAUCUACUCCGCCCCCAACUCUUCCGCCGUCCUCAACUCUCCCCCCUCCCCCAGAUUCUCCCACGCCCCCACCCUCCCCCCAACCGCCGCCCAGCACGACCCCUGCCAACCCGACAGAAGCCCCAGACGCCGACGUGUCCCCAGACACCGAAGAAGCUCCAGCAGAAGCCCCAGGCCCUAGACCGGUGACUGAGGACACGCUACGUAGCCGCAGUUCCUUCUCGUGCGGCGGGGCCCUUGUGUCUCCGUACCACGUGCUGACUGCGGCCCACUGCCUCCUCGACCAGCGGGUGACUGAAGACGGCAAACCCAGGUUCCUCAAGCCGUCCGUGGUUCGGCUGGGAGAGGUUGACUUCGAUCGCGUGGACGAGAGCCAGGCCUUUGACUACGACGUGGCGGCCGUUCGGGUGCACGAAGAUUAUGUUCUUCCCGUGAGGUACAAUGACAUCGCUAUCAUCACGCUGAAACAGAAGGUGGAGUUCACGGCAGCGAUGCGCCCGUACUGCCUGCCUCGGCGAGAUCUCCAGCUGGACGGCCGCGUGUGUACUGUGUCUGGCUGGGGAAGGACGUCGAGUAAUGACUUAGUUUCGACGAUCUUACACAAUGUGGAAGUGGAAGUCCUGCCGCAGGUGGAGUGCGCGCAGACGUAUUCCUCCGCGGGCGACAUCUUCACCACCGACUACCCUGAGGGCUUCACGGACACACUCCUCUGCGCAGGGAAGCUCGCUGACGUCUGCAGGGGCGACUCAGGAGGUCCACUUGUCUUGACGGAGUUUAGGACCAUGCAUACCGUGGGCGUAGUGAGCACAGGGUACGGGUGUGGAGACGCAAAGUUCCCAGGUAUCUACACCCGCGUGGACCAGUAUACACAGUGGAUAAACGACGAACUCUAUGGCGGAUGUGAAGGUUAGGUGUUGCAAGAUCCUCCUCGAAAAUAAGGAGAAAGGUAGCCGAAAAUAGAUGUUUAUCGGAUGUUACGACUGAAUCAUAUGAACCUGUAUCUUUCAUGAUUUUUUGUAUUUCAGUAAAUACCAUUAACUAAUAAAGGCAAAGUAAUGUUCCCGAGAAAUAAAAAUUUUAUUGAGACUAUGCACAUCUGGCAUGGCAUUUCAGUUUUAAUAAUCGAGUUUUAAAUUCUCGAAAAAUAAUAAUGUGAAUAAACGUUUUCAAAAUACCGUUGGUCACUAUAAAUAGUCACAGUAAUUGAGAAUGAAAUUUCAAAAUCAUAAAUUUGAUUAAAUAUCUCUAUCACUCUAGUCAUUCAGGUGUCUAUUAGUAAUAACAUGUAUUCAUUAUUCAGUUGAUAUUCUUUUUCCGUAAAUGCCGAAUAAGCAUUCUACAGCACAG